CCUUUACGAGCCUCUCAACCUGAGAAACGACCUGCGUCUGCAUAUGCAUCUGGCGUGUCACGGUUACCGUACUGACGAACGAAAUCUUGUCCUUCAUUCAGAUCAUUGAUCCGCACUGAUGCAUCCCCACAGCCGCCAUGGCACUCAAUUUUGAAAAGUUGUCGAAACUGCAGCGCGACCACUCCAAGCCGAAAUUUGCACAGCAAGAGAUAGCGAGGCAACUUAAGAAAAGACCCAAUGACCCGUAUCUUUUGGCCUGGCAAGCCGAUAAUGCACUCCGUUUAGGAACGAAAGAGCUGGCUGUUGAUACGCUCAAUCAGCUACUAGAGCGGAAGCCCCCAAUAACUGACAUAGAUCUCCUGUGUUACUUGUAUAAACUGUCAAUCAAAGAGCAAAAGUACUUUGGGAAAACGACGCAGCCGCCGGCCUCGGCGGGUCAGAGAGUGCUCGCAGUAUGGGAGAACGUAGCCAAGAGUAUCCCCAGGAGCAACGUGCGAGCGGAUUUCUGGUCGGAGCUAUGCGUCAUUGCAGCGAACAAGGAUUGUUGGGACGACGUGCGGCUGGCUUUGGCCAACUGCCAGAAAGAAGGUUUCCAAAAGUCCAAAAAUGUUACAUUUUCGCUCAUCCUUGCCAGCCAGCUAUCCUACGAAUUGCAGAAAAGAAUAGCGGAUGAGCUGCAGCAGCCUUUCACCGCUCAAGUCAACCUUAUGAGAGAUCUCGCGCUCGCAAGGGUGAAGCUGGCAUUCACGAACGCAACUAAAGGCGACCAAACGCCGGUCCGGGUACAGAACCUCAAGGAUCUUCGAUUCAUGGCUGGCAUCUACGAACGUCAAUCUAAGCUGAGCGAGCUUUUUGAGCUGUGGGACAAGGCCACCGGUCCGGCAAAGGAGCUGUUGGAUAACAACUCCCACGAUGUGUUACUUCUCAAAGUGGAGCUUCUCCAGCGACAACAGCAAUGGUCGUCUCUCCUUCAACUCUGUACCAAUGCAGUUCAUCGUGCCCUGGAAGAGGCGGAUAUACUUCAAACUCAGGAUUCUCUGAAAUUCUUGACUGAGAACGCUAUCAAAGUCAUAGUCAUCAUGGCCGAGAUUAUGCGCAGAUCCGAUCAAGGUCAUGAUACAGAGGAAUACAAACGAGCAACAGACGUCGCUCAACAGCUGGCCGACAAAGCAAAGAACCUUCCAGGUAGAUCAGCCAGGCUCACUUGUCUGAUUCUUGCGACGGUCUUGGACAGGAAGUCCUUGCUUCCUAUGUGCCAAUCGUACUGGCAGGAGUACAAUCACCUAGACGCCUGCUACAACGACCUGCUCCUGUACCUCCGAGAGGUUGAUGAAGAGGAACGAAAAGAGUUUCUUGAUCAUAUAUCAUCAGUUUCGUCGGAGGCGGAAGCUCUUAGCAUUGCGGAUGAUGACAAAGAAGCAAAAAAGGCUUUUCAGCGCAGGGCCAACGUUCUGCGCUUCCAGUAUCUCCUCACCGUAUGGUCGACUCAGACGACGGACGCUGAUGUCGUCGAGGCCUUCGUCGCCAGCGCCUUGAAGACCUGCAAGGCCGCCCGUGGAAUCAAUAAUGAAGUGUACUAUGAAGCCGGCUUCCUUGCUGUUCAAGCACUGUCCGGCUACGCCCAAAGGGUGGUCUCUGGACAUCACGGCUUGCAGAAAUCCUCCUUAGCGAGCAGGAUGCAAUACCAAGCUGCGGUGCUCGCCCAGCGCUUGACGUCCGGCAAGCAAGGUAAAGAGCAAAGGAAACUCCUCCUCUACUCUGUCCAGCUUCACGUCAUGCUCGGCCUGGCGACAAUCGCAUUCGAGCUCUACCCUCAUGUCCGAGUCAAGGAAAUGCUAACCGACACACUAUCGCACUCUCUUCUGACGCGCAUUUCCCAUAUUCUCCCAUUCGAAUCCACAGGUGGAGGAACCAAGGCGUCUGCAGAUAACGAACUAGCCCACGUGAUCGGCAAGAUUAAUAAGAUGGAGAAGACGCUGAGCGAUCUCAUCUGCAAGGACAAACUCGAGGACUUUUUGUACGACUCCGCCCUUGGCAUGUUGGAGACGAGGCAGUCGCUCCUGUCUAGCAUGACGAAGCAUUUGUGCAUUAUGGAAAGACGGCGGAUUGCAAGGUUGAAAGGCGAGACUAUUGAUGAGUCGUUGGAGCUGGAUCUGAGCAGUAAGUCCGACUAUACAAACAUAAGGAGUAUCACAACUAAGACAAAAAGACUUCGUCGACAUCUCGGACAAGCGCGACUUCUCCAUCCUCCCCAACCCUUCGCUAUCCCCUUUCCAGGACUCUCCAGCAAACGCAAUCCCAGAAGGGUGUCCCACGCUACGCACACUGCACCACUACUACACCCAAGAAAUCACAACCCACCUCCUCUUCAAAGAAAAGCCCCACCCCACAACCCCCAAACGCCUCGCCCUCAUCUCCACCGCCCUCUCCCACUCCCCCACCACACACGACGGACGCCUUCCCUGCGAAUGCCUCCUAGACGCAACCUGGACCGCCCUCAGCAACUGCACCGCCCACCUCCUCCUCCAUGAGAAUCCAUCCGCCAUUCCCGAAUCCCUAACCACCCUCCUGACCCACCUCACCUCCACACACACCACCUUCCAGACCCUCGGCGCCGUCACCGCUCCCUCAACCGCAUCCCCGUCCUCCUGGCCAGACAGCAUAACCCUGACGUACUGGUACUCGCUCCUCUCCUUGCUGCAACAUACGCACCGCCUCUCAUUUGCGUUAGAGGAAUCCUUCAAGAAACCCGUCAAGGCGUCGCCGAAAUCAGUCUCGAGCGCCACCAAGACGGAAGUUCUUGCCAAUGCGAAGAAGCUGAGGCAGGUGGGGGAGCAGUGCUAUGGGGAUGUUAUGCGGUAUGUUGAUGCUUGGAAGGAGUAUUUGGGUAGAGAGGGGGUGAAGGUGGUGAGGAG
Messenger RNA from Westerdykella ornata, 2915 nucleotides. RefSeq lists its product as uncharacterized. The record is from RefSeq and is a predicted model, not a curated record. NCBI's taxonomy places the organism in Eukaryota, Fungi, Ascomycota, Dothideomycetes, Pleosporales, Sporormiaceae. Bases 138 to 2531 code for a protein of 797 amino acids. The transcript has 6 exons.